CCAGUAGCAGUGCCCCGUUACGGUCAGAUUAGUUCAGUCUGCCGCCAACGCGCGAGUCGUUAAAACGUUAGCGCGCGAUAUCGUAACAAUACAAAUAAACAUGUUGUUUUAUAUGACCGUUGUGGUGCUGGUGGCCAGUGCGCAGGCUAAAUUCUACACGGAUUGCGGCUCGAAACUAUCAACCGUGGAGAGAGUGGGAGUUAGCGGCUGCUCUGAAGACGCCACCGAGUGUGUGCUCAAGAGAAACUCCAACGUCACCAUCAGCGUUGACUUCACACCCACGGUAGACGCCAAGAGUCUGGAAACUGUGGUGCACGGAGUCAUCAUGAGCCUACCGGUGCCCUUCCCCCUACCGCAGCCAGACGCGUGCAAGGACUGUGGACUUACUUGCCCUAUCAAGGCUGGCAACAUAGCAAACUACAAAUCCACGUUGCCCGUACUAAAGUCUUACCCCAAAGUGAAGGUGGACGUAAAGUGGGAGCUUCAGAAUGCAGCUGGCGAGGACCUGGUCUGCGUGCUCAUACCCGCUAGGAUCCAUUAGACCAUAAGAACAACUUAACUGCUUUAUUAUAUAUUUUAAGUUAAUUGUACGCCUAAAUCUAUCCAUGACAAAACUAGAGAUUCCGCGAAUACGCUGAAGAGUGACAGAAUUAAAGUGAUGAUGUGACGAUCGCAAUGAUUUCUCAUCGGAUUA
This is a messenger RNA of Pararge aegeria (speckled wood butterfly), 694 nucleotides long. RefSeq names its product ecdysteroid-regulated 16 kDa protein (gene Npc2a). Bases 101 to 541 code for a protein of 146 amino acids. The transcript is spliced from 4 exons. Lineage: Eukaryota; Metazoa; Arthropoda; Insecta; Lepidoptera; Nymphalidae. Gene Ontology annotation, molecular function: sterol binding. Gene Ontology annotation, biological process: intracellular cholesterol transport. The record is from RefSeq and is a predicted model, not a curated record.